GCUGCAAGAUGGCGGCGCCGGAGGAGCGGCUCGUGUCGGAGGGCGAAGGCGGCGCCCCGGGCUCGGCGCGGCUCUCCCCGGCCCCGCUGCCGGAGGCCGCCGAGCCGCUGGCGCCCAUGGAGCCGCCGCCUCAGAGCAACACGCUCAUGGGGCUGCCCAUCGUGGCUAUCGAGAGCAUCCUCAGCUUCCUGUCCUACGAUGAGACGAGCCAGCUGCGCUUGGUUUGUAAACGAAUGGACUUGGUUUGCCAGAGAAUGUUAAAUCAGGGAUUUCUGAAAGUGGAAAGAUACCACAACUUGUGUCAAAAGCAAGUUAAAGCUCAACUUCCAAGACGGGAGUCAGAAAGGAGAAACCAUUCAUUAGCUCGCCAUGCAGACAUCCUUGCUGCUGUGGAAACGAGACUCUCUCUCCUAAAUAUGACUUUCAUGAAGUAUGUGGAUUCCAAUCUCUGUUGCUUCAUACCUGGAAAGGUAAUAGAUGAAAUUUAUCGAGUGCUAAGAUAUGUAAACUCCACAAGAGCUCCUCAGAGAGCUCAUGAAGUUCUUCAAGAACUAAGGGACAUUUCCUCCAUGGCUAUGGAAUAUUUUGAUGAGAAGAUUGUUCCAAUACUGAAAAGAAAGAUGCCUGGGUCAGAUGUAUCGGGACGUCUAAUAGGAACUGCCCCAGUUCCAGGGCCUUCUGCAGCACUGACAACAAUGCAGCUGUUCUCCAAGCAGAGCCCUUCCAGGCAGGAAGUCACCAAGCUGCAGCAGCAGGUGAAAGCCAACGGCACGGGCCUGACGGCGCUGAAGCGGGAGAUCUCGGAGCUGCGCGUCAAAGUGCAGGAGCAGCAGAAGCAGCUCCAGGAUCAAGACCAGAAACUGCUUGAGCAAACCCAAAUCAUUGGGGAACAGAACGCCCGCUUGGCCGAGCUGGAGCGCAAGCUGCGGGAGGUGAUGGAGAGCACAGUAGGGAAUUCUUCAGGUUCCGGCUCAAAUGAACAAUCUCCCAGGAAAAGGAGGAAGGCGGUGGAUUCCACAGACUGUCCUAGGAAAUCUAAACGCCUUCGGAACAGAAAAUAACUGGGGAGGAAAUGGCGCCUUCAGGAGGAUACACUGCUCUAGCAGCCCAAGCAGGCCUGCUUGUUGGGAUACUGUGACCAGCUUCAUGGUGUCACUUAGGCUGCUGGCUCUUCAAAACACCACUUAGACUUGAACAGUGAUUUUCUUUCAUUGACUUUUCCCCUGCUUUCUAUAUGGGUGGGCCUAAUGCACAGAAUCUUUAAGAUUUGCAAUAGCUACAUACUAACCAGACCUGCUCUGUUAUGUUUUGAAGGGUUAACCUUUUUUUUUUUUUUUGUGCAGAUGUGUUUUGAAGUAAACUUAUUUGUGUUUAUGCAUAUGUUCACAUGAAAUCUUAAAUAAAUUGUCUUAACUGACUAAAUGGUUAAGAGUAAAAACAGAUGUCCUGUUCACUUGAAGGAAAGAUCCGCUUUUAAAACCUUGUUUUUGAGAACUUGACCUUUUUUGUUACAAGUGACCUUGUCUGGAAUGUCUGAAAAGUAGUUAAUACUUUUUGGGGUUCUCUGUAACGAGUAAAACUGACUUCUUAAGCUA
Messenger RNA from Onychostruthus taczanowskii (white-rumped snowfinch), 1595 nucleotides. RefSeq names its product F-box protein 28 (gene FBXO28). Gene Ontology annotation, molecular function: protein binding. The transcript is spliced from 5 exons. The record is from RefSeq and is a predicted model, not a curated record. The coding region runs from base 9 to 1061 and encodes 350 amino acids. Gene Ontology annotation, biological process: protein polyubiquitination. NCBI's taxonomy places the organism in Eukaryota, Metazoa, Chordata, Aves, Passeriformes, Passeridae.